GGCGGUGGCAGCCAUCAGAGGGCUCUGCGGCGGAAGAGUUUGCCGCAAGAGCAGCCUGCCUUCCUCAGGCACCGAGAGACCAGCGCGGCGACGGUGCGGGAUUGGCGACUGCCUAGCUCGGAGACCCCCCGGCCGCAGCGGCGCCAGGGGCAGGAGCUGUGCCUCCCGCCGCCGCCCGAGAGCAGCUAGCCGUGUCCGCUCCGGCUCCGGCUCGGCUCAGGCUCCCGGAGGCGGAGGCAGCGGCGGCGGCGGGAGGUGCGUAUCCUCGGCCCAGUCCGCGCCGGGCCUUGCUUGGCCACCCCGGCCGGCUCCGAGGAAAAACUACAUAGAAAAUCUAAUGGAUGAAGAUGAGAAAGACAGAGCAAAGAGAGCUUCUCGAAACAAGUCUGAGAAGAAGCGUCGGGACCAGUUCAAUAUUCUCAUCAAAGAGCUUAGCUCCAUGCUCCCUGGAAACACACGGAAAAUGGACAAAACCACUGUACUGGAAAAGGUCAUCGGAUUUCUGCAGAAGCACAAUGAAGUCUCAGCGCAAAUGGAAAUCUCUGAUAUUCAGCAGGACUGGAAACCUUCCUUCCUCAGUAAUGAAGAAUUCACCCAGCUGAUGUUGGAGGCAUUAGAUGGCUUUAUCAUCGCUGUGACAACAGAUGGCAGUAUCCUGUAUGUUUCUGACAGUAUUACACCUCUCCUUGGGCACUUGCCGUCAGAUGUCACCGAUCAGAAUUUGUUAAACUUCCUUCCAGAACAAGAGCAUUCAGAAGUUUAUAAGAUGCUCUCUUCCCAUGUGCUUGUGACAGAUUGUCCCUCCCCAGGGUACUUAAAACCUGACAACGAUUUAGAGUUUUAUUGCCAUCUUCUCAGAGGCAGCUUGAACCCAAAGGAAUUUCCAACUUAUGAAUACAUAAAAUUUGUAGGAAAUUUUCACUCCUACAACAAUGUGCCUAGCCCCUCCCGUAACGGCUUUGACAGCAUUUUUCCAAGGCCUUGCCAGGUGCCUCUAGGAAAGGAGAUCUGCUUCAUCGCUACUGUUCGCCUAGCAACACCACAAUUCCUAAAGGAAAUGUGUGUAGUUGACGAACCUCUAGAGGAAUUCACUUCAAGGCACAGCUUGGAAUGGAAGUUUUUAUUUCUGGAUCACAGAGCCCCUCCAAUAAUAGGAUACCUGCCUUUUGAAGUUUUGGGAACCUCAGGUUAUGACUACUACCACAUUGAUGAUCUGGAGCUCCUCACCAGGUGCCACCAGCACCUGAUGCAGUUUGGCAAAGGGAAGUCGUGCUGCUACCGGUUUCUGACCAAAGGCCAGCAGUGGAUUUGGCUGCAGACCCACUACUACAUCACCUACCACCAGUGGAACUCCAAGCCUGAAUUCAUCGUGUGCACACACUCAGUGGUCAGUUACUCAGAUGUCCGGGUAGAAAGGAGGCAAGAGCUGGCUUUGGAAGACCCACCAUCUGAGGCCAUCCACCCUUCAGAACUAAAGGGCUCAAGCCUGGAACCUCAGCGGCACUUUAAGGCACUUGACAUGGGCACCUCAGUCUUUAACACAAGUCACUCGCCAUCAGCGUCCUCAAGAAGUUCCCAUAAAUCCUCACACACGGGCAUGUCAGAAUCCACCUCCACUCCAAGCCAGCUGAUGACAGAGGCCAGCACCACGGCUGUGCCAAGAUUGGCCGUCCUGCCCCGAGAGCUCCCUGUGCCACGGCUUAGCCAGGCAGCCAUGAUACCGGUUCCCCUGCCUGUUCCAUCAUCCUAUGACCUCGCACAGCAGCUCCUGCCUCAGACCAUUUUGCAGAACUCACCUGCUGCCCUAGCACAGUUUCCAGCACAGUUCAGCAUGUUCCAGACCAUCAAAGACCAGCUGGAACAGCGCACACGGGUCCUGCAGGCCAACAUCCGGUGGCAGCAGGAGGAGCUCCACAGGAUCCAGGAGCAGCUCUGCCUGGUCCAGGACUCCAGGGUCCAGAUGUUUAUGCAGCAGCCAGCUGUAUCCCUGAGCUUCAGCAGCACCCAGCAACCUGAUGCUCAACAGCAGCUCCCGCAGAAGUCAGCCCCAAGGGCCCAUUCCCCACUCACCACCAGCCCUCAGCUUCCAGGGAAGAUAACCUCUGCCCAGGUCACAGAUCAGCACCUGCUCAAAGAACCAUGCAUGAUAUCAACCCAGGCUCAGGGUCACAAGUCAACGAGAAGCAUGCAGAUGAUACCGGCAGGUUGCCACCCGGUGGGCAGUCUAACACCCUGGUUCAGCAGCCCCUCAGCUGUGCUCUCACCAGCUCUGAGCCUGACCACACUGGCCUCCAACAUCCAGGACACCAAGCAGUGCCAACCCAGCCCAGACUUCAGCCAUGAUAGGCAGCUCAGGCUGUUGCUGAGCCAGCCAAUCCAGCCCAUGAUGCCUGGGUCCUGUGAUAAAAGGCAGGCCUCCGAGACUGGCAGGACUGGACAGCACAUCAAGUAUCCACAGAGCCAGGCCAUGUUUCCAAAUGCAGACGUGCACAGCACCAGCAGCAGCACCACAACCCCCAUCCUGCUGAUGGGACAGGCAGUCCUGCAUCACAGCUUCCCCAGCUCCCAGCCAGCACCCCUGCAGCCCACACAGACCCAGCAGCAGCCUCAACAGCACUUCCUGCAGGUACAGGUGCCAACCUCUUUGCACAUGGAGCAGCAGGAAUCUCCACUUCUCUCCACCUACUCACCCCAGCCAGGGACCCUGGGCUUUGCCCCACAGUCCCAGCCAGACCCCUCAACCUUCCCAAAGGGUCAGCAGCCUGUCUGAGUCCUCAGUCCUCCAGCAGCUGCCCCAGUAGUACCCUGGCACCUCAGUCAGGUCCCAAUCAGCUUUAACCAAUGGAAGAUUAAGUGGGGAGAAGAAUUUGAGCUAAACCGUUGGCCUUUGUGCACACGGCGUACAUUUCAGAUCUUCUGGAUAGUAACCAUCCCUUGAGAAUGGCGGAUGUCACAUGGGAAUGAUCAGGGAUCCAGGUUGGGUUUCCCUUGUUUCUGCGCUCCUUGGGCACACUCCACAGCCAUACUUGGAUGUCAUGACUCAGUCUACCUUAUCAGAUGGCUGGUUUCACUGUACCUUCGUGACAGCACACUGGUCACUUUAGCCAGCAGUGGGCCAUCCACAUGUGCUAGCUGGACUUCAUUCUCUUAAUCCUGUUUUCUUUGCAUUCCAGAAGCACCAGUUUAGAAAUAUUUUGAAGGGAGAAUAAAGAGAUUAUUUUUUCAUUAUUUUUAAAUGGUGGUUUUUGUUUUAAUCUGCAGAGCAGCACAGAUAAGGUAACUUAGGCACUUUUGAUUUUAAAAAAUAAUAAAGUCUUAUGACUUCAUUAGGAGACCACAGUAGCAAAAUAGCCAAUGAAUCAGAGAACAAAGCUGGUCAUCACUCACCAGGUAGCAGCCCACACCCUCUGGCCUGAGCCCCACACUCUGCUGGUGAUUACUUUUAUAACACUGGACUGUUUCCUGUUAACUUUGUUGAUUGCAACUACUGGACAGCUCAGAGCAAAGCACAGUCAUGCAACUGACAAUCCAGAACCUUGAGAACUGAAGAGAUAUGAAGGGAGCGGUUUCACAAGCCAGAGAGGCCUGUGAGGUGCCCAGCCCCAUGGACCCCCACCUAUGCCGAGCCUGCGAGCCAGAACGCUGUCCCUUGCUACACAUCUUCCACAAUAAGACCCAGAACUGGAUUUAUUUUUCAAAAUACACUUUGCUUUUUUUUAAAAUAUGUUUUCUUAUAUUGAGAGGUUUCUAAAGAAAGGAUUUUAUGUAAUUACAAGAUGGAGUGUAGUCAAUUGUACAGCUGUUGUAACAAUGACCUAUUUCUAUAUAAAAUAAAAUUGUAUGGAUUAUGUGCAAAUUAUUUUGUAUCUCAGACACAGUUCCUUUUCCAAAUAUAAAAGUAUAAAAGUUUUCUUGUGUUUUUCUGUAAGUGGACAUUUUGUAAUAAAUUAACAGAUUUGUACAAUUUCCUCUGGAGGCAGUUUCUGUCCCUUGUUAUAUAUGCAUGCAUAUGUAUUUUCAUCAUUAAACAUAUAUAUUUUUAAUUUCAUGAUGUUUCUAAGGAUAAUCAAAUAUG
This is a messenger RNA of Pteronotus mesoamericanus, 4075 nucleotides long. RefSeq names its product neuronal PAS domain protein 2 (gene NPAS2). Gene Ontology annotation, cellular component: nucleus; CLOCK-BMAL transcription complex; cytoplasm. Gene Ontology annotation, molecular function: E-box binding; DNA-binding transcription factor activity, RNA polymerase II-specific; protein dimerization activity. The record is from RefSeq and is a predicted model, not a curated record. Bases 338 to 2770 code for a protein of 810 amino acids. Lineage: Eukaryota; Metazoa; Chordata; Mammalia; Chiroptera; Mormoopidae. Gene Ontology annotation, biological process: regulation of transcription by RNA polymerase II; circadian regulation of gene expression. The transcript is spliced from 21 exons.